Messenger RNA from Mytilus trossulus (common blue mussel), 921 nucleotides. RefSeq lists its product as uncharacterized. Bases 79 to 861 code for a protein of 260 amino acids. Lineage: Eukaryota; Metazoa; Mollusca; Bivalvia; Mytilida; Mytilidae. Gene Ontology annotation, molecular function: zinc ion binding; DNA binding. The transcript is spliced from 2 exons. The record is from RefSeq and is a predicted model, not a curated record.
UGUUUUUUUUCAGGGGAGGUAACCAUAUUUCCCGCCAACCAUCUAUUUCACAUCUGCUGCGGAUAAUAUUUUGACACCAUGGCUGCAUUAUGGUUCUGGAAGAUGCAUAUGAUGCAUUUAAAUAGAAAACCACAUUUGUUGAAGAUAGAGUAUGCCCGAUCAAGUAGAUCGCAGUGUAAAUGGUUAUUGGGUUGUGAUAAAAUAGCUGAAGGUGACCUUAGAAUUGGUGUAGUUCAUGAUACUUGGCCUUGGACCCAAUGGUUCCAUUUUGACUGUUUUUGGGGAGAUGACUUUGAAGAAUUUUACAAGAACAAUAGAGGUAAAGUGAUAGGUGUUGCUAUUGAGGAUUUAAUGGAGGGCUACAGAUCUAUAAGCGAGGAUGAUCAGAAAAGGGCAGUUGAAUCUCUGGAAGAAUGGAUUGAUAUUUGUAAAACUUUUCACGGCGGGGAUGAGGAUUAUGGCAAUUCUGUUGCAAUAGGAGUUGAUAAUCAGGCUGGGACAUCCCAAAAUAACGAGAAUGGGAAUAAUAAAAACAAAGAAAAUUUGCCUAACAACCAAAAUGGGAAUAAAACACCAGGAAAUGAUAAUAAUGGGAAUGUCAUAUUAAACAAAGAAAAUUUGCCAAACAACCAAAAUGGGAAUAAAACACCAGGAACUGACAAAAAUGGGAAUGUCAAGAAUAAAGAAAAUGUGCCAAAGGUCCAAAACGGGAAUAAAACUUCUGGGAAGAAAGUGUUGAUCACCAAAAGAGUUGCUGAAACUUCAACUGUAAAUCAAGGGUUGAAAAGGGCAAUUGAUCCUGUUCCAAAAAUACCUGAAAAGAAAAUUAGAAUCCUGAAUUCAUUUGUUGGAUUCCUUUAGAUAUAGAUAAAGAUGUAAGAUUUGGCCUGAAUUAGAAAUAUUAAAAUGUUUUUGAACUAA